Molecule: messenger RNA, 603 nt
Organism: Closterium sp. Naga37s-1
Lineage: Eukaryota; Viridiplantae; Streptophyta; Zygnematophyceae; Desmidiales; Closteriaceae
Source: the annotation of a GenBank genome assembly
AUGGUCCGACGGUCGCACGGCGACGCGUACGCGCUGCUGGGAGUGUCGCACGACGCGUCGCUGGCGCAAGUGAAGGCCGCCUACCGUCGCCUGGCGCUCAAACUUCGGGAGGAGGAAGCGAAAAGCAGGAAGGGGGAUGAAGAGAAGGAUGGAGAGGAAAGAAGUAGUGGCUCUUUGUCAAAUCAUAGACAGAGUAGCACGACUAGAGGAACCAGCAGUGGUACCAGCAGCAGUGUUGGUGGUGGGAGUGGGAGUGGGAGCGGGAGCGGGGUACCUUCCCUGGACGGGCUUGGAUUCGGCAGGGGACCAAUAGGAGCAGCGAUCAGCCACGCCCUAACAAGCAACAGUAGCAGAACAUCUGAGAUUCAGGAAGAGGGAAUCCAAAGACAGAGUGGUAGCGAUGGCAGUGCUGGCAGUAGUGACAGGAGAAGCAGUACCAGCUGGUGGAGUAGCAUGGGGGGUGGCAGCAGAGGAGGGCCGAGGGGGCCAAGCCGAGUGGUGGAGCCGACUGCUGAUGAGGAGAAGCGGCAAAGGAUUGCGAGAAUUUUGCUGGAGCGAGCUCGAAAGGCGCAGGAGGAUGGGGCAGAGGAAGAGGUGCGCUGA